UUGAGAGCCAAGCUUCUCUCACAUGAGAGAGAGGGAUAGAGAGGGAGAGGGAGAGUGUGUGUGUGUGCCUGUGCAUGUGUAUGUGAGUAGAGUGUGUAUGGAGUUCAUCCCAUGCUGAGCUGCAGAUACAUGUGAGCAACAGCGACCUGGAGCUUCAUCAUCAGCCUCAUCAUCUUUCUCAUCAGGACUGGAUAAUGGCUGCAUGUUUCGAGCUGCAUUAUUCUUCUUAGCAUACACAGUGUUUGAGUGGGACUCAGAAGAGACAGGAGAGGCAUCAUGAUCUCUCACUACCCCUUGGCAUCUCUGCUCCCAUGGACACCACUGCCCCUCUGUCUGGAGCUGGACACUGAUGGAGGAGUGGCACUGCAGAGAUACCAGCCACGAUCACCUGACAGCAGCCCUCGGCACUGGAGCUCGGUGCAGGACUGGGGUGAGGAGGUGGAGGAGGGGGCAGUUUACAGCGUCACACUCAAAAGGGUCCAAAUCCAACAAGCCGCCAACAAAGGGGCAAGAUGGCUGGGGGUGGAGGGUGAUCGGUUGCCCCCAGGUCACACAGUCAGUCAGUUAGAGACGUGUAAGAUCCGCAGUAUUCGUGCAGGGACGCUGGAGCGGCUCGUGGAGACUCUGCUCACAGCGUUUGGAGAUAAUGAUCUCACCUACACCAGCAUCUUCCUGUCCACCUACAGAGCCUUUGCUAGCACACAGAGCGUCCUGCAGCUGCUGCUUGACAGGUACGGACACAUGGAGGACAGCGACAGCAGUCAGAGUCAAACCGGGGAAAAUGGAGGCGCAGUGAGAACCGCGUUAGCGUCCAUCCUGAGGGCCUGGUUAGAUCAGUGUCCCGAGGACUUUCAGGAGCCGCCGUCUUACCCCAGUCUGCGCAGGGUUUUAGGGUAUCUGAAGAAGGCGAUGCCGGGUUCAGAGCCGACACGGAGAGCACAGAGCCUGCUGGAGCAGCUACAGAGUCAAUCCAGCGGGGAGAGCGAAUCAGACGGUGGUUUCCACGGUAACAGCCCUUUCUGCCUGGGCGAGGACGAGGAAGUGGAGAUCGAGGUUCAGGAGGACUUCCUGUCCUUCGGCGCAGAACUGGUGGCAGAGCAGCUCACCUACAUGGAUGCGCUGCUCUUUAAGAAGGUGGUUCCUCAUCACUGUCUGGGUUCCGUUUGGUCUCAGAGAGAUAAGAAGGAGAACAAGCAGGCGGCUCCUACCGUCAGGGCCACCAUCACUCAGUUCAACGCUGUGGCAGGCUGCGUGGUCAGCACCGUUCUCCAUCCACGACACCUACGACCACACCUGCGUGCACGGAUCAUCCAGCGCUGGAUCGACAUCGCACAGGAGUGUCGAAUUCGUAAGAAUUUCUCCUCCCUGAAAGCCAUCGUCUCGGCCCUGCAGUCCAACCCCAUCUACAGACUGAAGCGAUCGUGGGCCUGCGUGCACAAAGACAGCAUGCAGAUGUUCGAGGAGCUCUCGGAAAUUUUCUCCGAUCACAACAAUUACCUGACGAGCCGGGAGCUGCUCAUGAGGGAGGGAACGUCCAAGUUCGCCAACCUGGAGAACUGCGCCAAGGAGCAUCAGAAGCGCUCGCAGAAGAGACUGCAGCUGCAGAAAGACACAGGCGCCAUGCAGGGCACUAUUCCGUACCUGGGAACCUUCCUGACGGAUCUGACCAUGCUGGACACGGCACUGCCCGACCUGGUGGAGGGCGGACUGAUAAACUUCGACAAGAGGAGGAGGGAGUUUGAGUUGAUUGCACAGAUCAAGCUGUUACAGUCUGCAUGUAACAGUUACUGCCUCAAUUCCGACCCUGCCUUCCUGCGCUGGUUCAAGAACCAACCCCAACACACUGAGGAGGAGAGCUACGGUCUGUCCUGUGAGAUCGAAGGACUCGGAGACAGCAGCCCGACGUCACCAAAGUCUCGCACCAGCAUGGUGAAAAGACUGAGUCUGCUUUUCCUGGGACCGGACUCCACAUCGAGCACUGCCACGAGUUCCCCUGUGAGAGAAACACCGAUAUCGCCCCCUGCUGGCAGCUCAGGGGAAAGCAUGGACUCAGUCAGCGUGUCGUCCAGCGACUCCAGUCCGUCAGACAGCGAGGGCAUGACGCCCACACACACUCUCCACUCCCACAUGAACAAGAUGUCCGAGUCGUCCUCCUGCACGUCCCUGCACUCCAUGGACACCUCCUCGUCCUCGGCUAGCUGUCCUGCGGCGCCGUGCAAUCACCGCCGCUGCGCGUCGCUAACGCCGUCUCCGACCUCACCGGUUUCACUCGCAUAUAACACACAGACCCAGGACGCCUGCAUCAUCCGAGUCAGCCUGGAGCACGGCAACGGAAACCUCUACAAGAGCAUCAUGUUAACGAGCCAAGACAAAACCCCGGCUGUGAUCAGCAGAGCGAUGGCUAAACACAACAUGGACGAGGAACAGGCCGAGAGCUACGAGCUCGUUCAGGUCAUAUCAGACGAGAGAGAGUUGGUGAUUCCCGACAACGCCAACGUGUUUUACGCCAUGAACACGUCGGCCAACUUUGACUUCGUCCUGCGCUCUCGCGGCUCCGAGGGACGACCGGUGCAGCUUCGCUCUCGCUGCAGCUCCACGUUACCGCGCACACAGCCGCGCACCAGCCUAUCCCUCAGGCUCAGCAAGGUCACUCUAUGACCUUUGACCGCAGCCCGGGUGUGUGUGUGUGUGUGUGUGUGUGUAAAUGUGUAGAUAUACACUCUGUCUCUCUGUGUGGAUGCUGCAUGGUGAUGGUUUGAAUGCAGCGCUCUUAAAGCUUCCAGUACUUUGGACUUGAUGUAUUCGUGGCUGUGUCUCAAUCCAAGACAAGUGGCCUAGUGAAAGUGGAGUUCACAAAAAAAAACAAUUCUGUUCUUUAUCAGUAUUCUGCCCUUAUGGAGCGACUCGCUACCUUUACUCAUGAUGAUGAUGAUGAUGAUGAUGAUGAUGACGACGACGACGGGACGUUUUCAUCAGUAUCGGAAAUGACGAACGGGACUCGUGAUGUCAUCGUCAUCACUACGGUCGUCGCUCCCGUAUGUGUAUUUUUUUCAUGCCCUCGUGCACUUAUGCUUCUGCAAGUUCCUUCUCUCGGCGCCCCCUGCAGGCACCGACACAACACGGCAGCCUCAUGACGAACGGCUCACGUUCUGACGGCUUCCGAUUCGUCUCCGCUUACCGUCAUGAAGGCUCUCCGACUCAGGAGCGACGGACUGAGCUGAGCUCUGAUUGGUUGCACUUGUUAGUAGGAGGGUGGAAGUGAAGAAUGAUUACGUAUUAAAACACAAAUAAACAAAAACAAUUGCUCCAAGUUUGAA
This is a messenger RNA of Tachysurus vachellii, 3317 nucleotides long. RefSeq names its product ral guanine nucleotide dissociation stimulator-like 1 (gene rgl1). Gene Ontology annotation, molecular function: guanyl-nucleotide exchange factor activity. The transcript is spliced from 18 exons. Gene Ontology annotation, cellular component: plasma membrane. NCBI's taxonomy places the organism in Eukaryota, Metazoa, Chordata, Actinopteri, Siluriformes, Bagridae. Gene Ontology annotation, biological process: positive regulation of GTPase activity; Ras protein signal transduction. Bases 277 to 2658 code for a protein of 793 amino acids. The record is from RefSeq and is a predicted model, not a curated record.